AGUCUGCUUUCGCUUCUCAUGCGGUCUGGGUUUUUCCUCCCUUCCUUUGGUCUCGCCGGAAAAUCCUUGUGUCGCGAUCGCGUCCGUUGCCUUGUCUCGAAAUCUGCAUAAAUACAUAUAUGUGUAUAGCUGUGACUAUAGCUACGCCGCCGUUGUGCAAAUAUUAAUAUUUUGAGCUAAAACACAUACUUUUGUGAGCUGCAUAAAUAAGCAAGUGCACAUACGUACAUACGUAUGUAUAGUCGUAACGCCAAAGUGUGUGAAUAAUCGGUGCGAACGUGGGAAUCGCGCUGGCGUUGCAAGUUCGCGGUGCAGUUGUUGCUGCUGUAACGUCAAUGUGGAGUGUCAAUUAUGUGGAAAUAUAUUUACAAAGAUGCCCCCUGUUUGUGUGUGUGAGUGAUUCUCCUGGCACUGAAUGUCACUAAAAGAGGGUGGGAGUGGAAGUGGAAGUGGGGCUGCCCUCUUUCCAGUGCGUGUAGAUCAGUUACCGCCAGCAACAACAACAACGACAACAACGACAAGAACAAGAACAGCAGCAAUAACAAACAAACAAACAAACAAGCCAGCGACAAUUCACAUUCAUUCCCAUUCAUUGCUGCGAUUAUCGCCAGUUUUGCUUUGCUCUUUCACCACGCACGAAUACGAUUACGAUUACGAAUACGAAUACGAACGUAGGAGAAUGUGCGGGGGCUGCGGAGGCCGAAGCGAAUGAAGAGGAAGCGGCAACAGUCGAUAAGUUCGCUCUGGGCACGCCCCCUUAUGACGCCCCCUGUGACGCGUUAUCAGCGGACACCCAAGAAACACAACAAACACAAAGACCUGACCAAAAUCCACACAAAAUGGCGAUAAACUCGAGUGCCAGAGAAUCGCCGCGGGCCUAAAAAGUUCGUUCCCCAAACUAAAAAGGAGGUAAACAAACUCGUUUCUGCCCCACAACAACACAACCCGAUCCCGCACCACAGAGCCCACCACAACCAGCGAUAAGCAUCCGAAGACGAAGAUUUGGGUGGCCCAGUCCACAGAAAACCCCGCACCAACCCCGAAACAAGCGCCUAAGAUGUGUUCCCGCAACAUAAAGAUCUCGGUGGUGCUGUUUCUCGUCCUGAUACCAAUCUUCGCCGCCUUGCCACACAACCACAAUCUGUCGAAGCGCAGCAACUUCUUCGACCUGGAGUGCAAGGGCAUCUUCAACAAGACCAUGUUCUUCCGACUGGACCGCAUCUGCGAGGACUGCUACCAGUUGUUCCGCGAGACGAGUAUACACCGAUUAUGCAAGAAAGACUGCUUUGAUUCAAAAUGGUUUGGCGAAUGCCUGAAAGUGCUGUUAAUACCCGAAGAGGAAAUAUCCAACCUACAGCACUUUCUGAGAGUAGUGAACGGCUCGCCCAUAUCCUUCAACAUGGGGCCGCAAACAUAACUCUAAGUUCCCGCCCCACACACCCACAGCCCCAACACACCAUACACCAUACAGCACACAACACACAACACACACCACACACCACAGACAGCUGAGAAUCGCUGCGAAUAUCGUGGGUUGGAACGGGCAUCCGCAUCCAGAUACAGAUCCAGAUCCAGAAACAGUCCCACUACGACCACAAAUGCAGAGCCAGAACACAGAAAUCUAAAAUAUUACAACGCCCAAAUUUAAUUCGUACUUAUUUAUUACUGUAUGCCUUACAGUUUUUACUAUAUGUGUUUUUUUAAAAACGAAUUAUUUUUAUUAAUUUAUUGAGAACGUUAUGCGUUUGUUGUAAGUAACAUAAUCGGGGAGUGGGAGAUGGGCGAUGAUGAUCUGAUGAUCAGAUGAUCAGAUGAUGAUGAUGCGGAGGAGGAGGAUCGCAGAUCUCGCACUCCCCACAUAUACAUAGAAGCCGAAGUAUUUAUUUUUAAGUAUUCUUAGCUUGUUUUAUUAUUAUUGCGUUAUGCGGUUUGUAUAUAAAAUAAACAAAACGAAAUCCAUUGUUUUUAAUCUAUGUAAUGUAAAAUUAUAACUUUUAUUUUUGUAUCUGUAUUCUACUGUAAAAUCAGCAUUUAGAGUUUACAUUUUACACGAUUUUCCGCAAGGGCAAAACUACAAUGAUAAAGAUAAACCCAUACAAGCACACAUACACACACUACACACACGCAUAUAUAUAUACACCGCAAUCGAGACCGAAAGUAUUUUGCAAAUGUAUUACACUUACAAUUUUGUGCUAUUUUGUAAAGAUGAAACCCUGAAUUAGUGUAAAUCUGUUGGCGCAAAACGGAGAUAUGUAUUUGCCUAUAUAGUAUAUAGUAUAUGCAUACCUAUCUAAAGCUAAAGCCUUACAUGUAUCCGAAUACGAGUACCCUACACACAUGCUAAAUAUUAGAGAGAAACGCAAGAUCGCAAUUUGUGCAAGACACAAACAAAAACCUGGUAAAAACACGCGAAGAACGGAACGACUGCAUUACAAAUGUGGCAAUAAAUAAUACAUAAUUAAUAAACCCCUGUAAAUUAAUAAAGGAUAAUCAAUCAUUCGCUGGCUAUUUGAGAGCAUCAAAAUUGUGAUAAAUGAGAAUUAGAAUGCGAAUGCGCGACGCAGGACACCGCCAGAGAAAGAGACCGCCAUAGAGGAGGCGAAAGAGACAGACAGACUGCAGCUGGCGAUUUGCGCGCGUUUCUGGCGCGACUAAAAACGCCCGCUUACCGUUUUUGUUUUGGCAAGAAUGCUUCGGAUCGCCCUUCUUCAACGCCUGCAUAGAGGCUCUUCAGCUGCACGAGGAGAUGGACAAGUAUAACGAAUGGCGCGAUACCCUGGGUCGCAAGUAAAGUGCGAUUCUCUGGGAUUUUCUGGCACCGUCACUGGCACGAGCAGCUACUUAAUUCUAUAAACUAUUAACUAAAACUAUUAUUAUUGAUAACUGUGGCAGAACACGGCACGAAACUAUGGCAACCAGGAAACGAUCGACCCGAGGAAUGUGUACCACUUAAAGAAACAACUAAGCUAACAUCUAGCUACAAGAGAAAGCAGAUCAAAAAUGUUGAAAAAAAAUUAUGAAAACAAUUACUAAACUAUUACACGCUACUUAUCCGCACUUAUAUCGGAAAGUUUAAAUUGGUCUAUAUAUUAUUUCUAUCAUCUGUCAUGAAUCAGUCUCGUGGAGCUUUUAGUUGUAGUGAAUUACGUGAAUUAUGCUUAUUUCUUUUAGUUCUUCGCGCAGAAGGAAAGCAAAAGGUUAUGCCAAGAAACAAAUAUGAGAACAAACAAACAAGCAAACAAACAAACGAACGAACAAACGAACAAGAAUCAAAAUGUCUGAUGUAUAUAACUAUUUUUGUCUUCUUUUAAAGAUUUCUAUACAUAUUUAUAACGCCUAACUGAUUUGUACAUUUCUUUUAUUUCGUAAGCUUAAGUUAAUUUGUUACGGCAAUAAAUUUUACGUUCCACACCUUCCCACAUAUGCACUCCUGCAAUAGAACGGAAAUCACAUCUGAGCAACCCCACACGGCAUAAUUCGAUUCGAUUCUAUGUAGUAUUGCAAUGCCCUACGAUUACAUAACUAUUAAUUAAUUUAAACUUGUUUGGAUCUAGUCGUAAAAUAUAAAUAAAGAUUGUAUAUUUCAAGAGGA
Molecule: messenger RNA, 3592 nt
Organism: Drosophila simulans
Lineage: Eukaryota; Metazoa; Arthropoda; Insecta; Diptera; Drosophilidae
Gene: ITP
Product: ion transport peptide
Exons: 4
Coding region: 1058-1417 (119 amino acids)
Biological process (GO): circadian rhythm
Cellular component (GO): extracellular region
Molecular function (GO): neuropeptide hormone activity
Source: RefSeq, a predicted model, not a curated record